AUGAAGGUGAUCCCAGCGUUUGCCUACUUUGGAGUACUCCUGGGUGCAGUCAGUGCAUUCCCGGAUGGAGCUCCAGCGGAUACCUGUGUCAAAAGCCGUUUCAACGAACCGAAUCAUGGUGCAGCUAGAAAGCAAGACCCCAGCACAAGUCCGUUCCGGGUGACGGCCAGUGGCAACACCUACGGACCAGGUACCCAAAUUCAGGUGGAUGUCAGCGGCCAUGACGUGUUCCGUGGGUUCUUCCUGCAGGCCCGGGAUGCCCAAAGCAACGAAUGGAUCGGCGAGUGGAUUGAGUCCCCGAACACGAAAACCAUUCCGGAAUGUUCCUCCAUCACACAUGCCGACAACCGGGACAAAGAGCGGGCAAGCUUUGUGUGGAACGCGCCAAAAAAUGGUCAGGGGCAGGUGCUCUUCAUUGCAACCAUUGUGAAAAACUAUGGAACGUUCUGGGCGAAUUUGAUUGCCGAUGUACCAGCAGCUCGCCACUUCGGAUGAUUUUCAAACAUUUAUUGUAAUAAUAUGUCGUCG
Messenger RNA from Sabethes cyaneus, 528 nucleotides. Its product is annotated as putative defense protein 3. The coding region runs from base 1 to 495 and encodes 164 amino acids. The transcript is spliced from 2 exons. Gene Ontology annotation, molecular function: oxidoreductase activity, acting on metal ions. Lineage: Eukaryota; Metazoa; Arthropoda; Insecta; Diptera; Culicidae. The record is from RefSeq and is a predicted model, not a curated record.